AUUCUGUUCCCAGAGUUCUUUGCGAAAAUAUUCAUUUUACACAAAAUGGCGGAUUCUUUUGAAUAAAAUCUGCCAUUAUGUAUGUAAAAUGAGAGAGAAUGAAGGUACAUUUAAAAGCCAAGCUGCUGAAGCCAAGGGAAGUAACUGUGAUAAUUCAAAAUCUUUACAAAGUGAGACUUUGUGUUACACUGGUGUGAAGAAAAGUAGAACAGAUUCUUGUACUAGUUUUAUUUCAUCAACAAAAACAAACGGCAAAAAAUAUUCCUUAAGACACAUUCCUGGUAAUAAGUCAAGAGAGGUAGAAAAGAUCCAAGAUAACAAGAAAGGUACACCGAGAAUCAGGUCAUCUCGAGGUUCUUCAUUAAGUUCAAACAACAGUUCAAAUUUAUUAGGUCUUUCUACUGUGAAUGACCCAACUUGUUACAAAGAACAGGCAGUUUCAGAUUUUGAAAAACAAUUGUUAGUUGUGUUGAACAAAAUUCCAAGAGAAGUUAAGUUUGAUGAUUUAGAAUCUUUUGGACUUCAAACAAAAAAAGAAUACUUAAAAUGUAAGCAGGCUGUCGUUUGUUUGGAAGAUUGUUUAAAAACAGAAAAGUGUACCAAAAACGGAAUUUCUACAAAACUAAGUGAACAAAGAUAUUCUGUUAAAAUGAAACAAGUAGGAGCAAGGUCACCGAAAAGACAAUCUCCAGUCCGCAAUAAUGCCACUGUUUCUGGUACUAAAGAUUCGCCUUUUAUAAGGACAACAUACACAAAACCUUCAAAAGACACUGUCAUUGAUGGAAAAUCUUCUCUUGAUAGCAAAGCUCAAACUUCUGCUAGACAGGAUGAUUUGGUUCCUGAUAUGUCAGUAAAGGUUAAGAAAAAGGGAAAUAUUGCAAUGAAGAAAGAAGCAGUUAGACAUGAAGAGGAUAAAGUGACCAAGAAACAUAGCAAUAUAAGUCAUGGUGAUUCUCUUAUCUCUGAAACAGAAAUUGCUGAAACAGAAAAUGCAAAACCCAAGAGUAAAACUGUUGAUACAGGCCAAGGUGAUACUGCAUGUGCUAAAGAUACAGCAGAAAAAGAAAAAACAAAUUCACCAAAGAAAAGAGGUAGAAAACCAAAAUCUGCUGAAUCAAUGCCGUUUAAAGGGGAGAGAAAAAUAUCAGAAUCUAAUCCAGGUGGCGACACAAAUGCUACCCCAGAUAUUGUGAUAACACCAUCAAAAGAUGACAGAAAAACCUCCAAAAGCCCUAGGUCAAGGAAAAAGAAAGGGGAAAGCGAAAAUUCACCUGCUACAUUAAAAGAAAUUUCAUCAGAUAAUGACAAACUUGCUGUUGGUAAAAAUUCAAGGUUAUCGUCAGAAAGCCCAAGUCCUGUAAGAAGGAAAAGGUCUCCCAAAUUACAUUUAGAUGAAAAGGAAAGUCCUAAGGCUAAGAAAAAGGGAAAUGAAAAGAAAUCAAAGAUAGAUAAAGUUGAAAUUGAGUGUGAUGUAAAGAGUGAUAUUGGAGAAACCAAUCAGGUCAUAGAUAUUAAUGAUUCUCAUGUUGAUGAAGUGAUUGAUGAUGUGGUAAACAGAAACAUUGAAAUGUUAAAUAAGCAAUCAUCUAAGAAGUCACCUUUGAAGAAAAAUAAACAGUCAGAGUCACCAGAAAAGAAAAUGGCAUCUACUAAUAAAGAUAAGAAAUCUCCAAGGAAAAAAUCUCAGGACAAAGAAACUUGCUCAGAUGAAAAGAAAAAGUCUCGCUCAAGAAGUAAUAGUGCUUCACCUAAAAAAGAAAAGAAAAAAAUAGAAUCCAUGUCUGGACCUAGUGAUGACAGUCCAAGUCCUGUGAAAAAAUUAGAUUUUGAUGACCAAAUUACUAAAGUUAUUAUAGAAAAAUCCAAAUUGCCUUUCCCAAGUGACUUUCAAUACAAAUAUCCCUCAUCAACAAUUGGUUGUCUAGGUUUGAAUGACCUUAUCAGUAAAGUAGAUAGUUUAGUGAAAAAUAAGGAUGAUAACCUGACAGCAUUGCUUGGAAAAGUUGAAACAGAGUAUUAUUCUGAAGAAACUUCUCCAAGUUCCAAUGAAACAGAUGUAAAUACAAGCACAGAUAGUGACAAAACAAUAAUUGAAUUUGAGGAUGUUCAAGAAAACUCCUUUAAAGAUAGUGAAAUAAGUGAUGAAAAAGAUUCAGCAGAACAACUUGAUUCUUCGUUUGAUGAUGAUAAAAAUGACACAUCAGAGAAGCUUGAAGAAGUAAAGAGUGAUAAAAGCAAGUCAGGUGAAUCGGGCAUUGAUUUGAUUGACAAUAUGGAAAAGUCUGAUGUUAAGUCUGUUUGUGAUAAAGAAAUAGAAAAAGUAAGCAAAAACUGUGAUACUGAAUUAGAUUCAGGAAAAAAAAUCAAUAAGGUAAGUGAUAAUAAAAAUUCCAAAGGUGUGGAUGUAAAAGAUAAUGUUGAAACAGUUAGUGUAUUUGAAAUGUUUGGGCUUACCUUAAAAAAGACUAAAAUAAAUGAAAACGAUUCAAAAGAAGAGAAAGUUGGUGAUAAUGUAACAUCUGAUAUAAAAAAAGACAAUAGUGAAAGUGAACAGAGAGGAAAUGAAACCAUGUGUAAGAAGGUUGGAGAUGGAGAUGAUGGAGAUGUUAUGUUUGUUUCAGAAACUAAACCAGAGGAUAGUAUUGUAAUUCUCUCUGAUGAUGAGGAAGAGGAUAAAGGUGUUGACCGGUCUGGUUUUGAGACUUUGAAAGAAACUUUUGACGAGAAGAAAACAAAACCGAAAUUAACAACUAUAAAUAAUGUUGUUGAGCCAAAGCCAUUAGACAUACUGUACAAGCUGGAGCGAGCAGAUUCUAGAAAAGAAAGUGCUUUCACUUGUAAUGAGCUUGAUGAGUAUCUAGAUAUAAAUAAAGAAAACUUGGGUUCAGUCCAAAACACUGUACACAAUGCUACUGAACGGAAUGGGAAGUCUGGUAAAAAAAUGAAUAUUAAGGAGGAACUUAAGAAAGCUGAACCAGAUAUAGAUGAGGUAGAUGGCCAUGUUUUCGUUUGUUUUGCCACUGAAUCUGUUUUGAAUGCUCAUGUAUCCCUUGAGAAGAAAUUGGAUUGGGUGACAGAAACGCAACUCAGAAAAAUGGCUCAUUUGAAACACAUGAAAGAAAGACAGCAUGAUUUAGGGUCAAGAAGAUUGACAGAUGUGAAGUGUGGAGAUGAACAAAAGCAAAAUUUCCGUGGAAUCCCCAUGCGUUUGAUGAAGUAUCAAAAGUUGUUGAAACAAGAAUUAGAAGACAUGUUGCUGGGUAGGCAGCCUAGGUCACCUGAAAAAUCUCCAUCCAAAACACCAACAAAAACCACAGACAUAAGGAAGAUUAAAGGUUGGAAGAAAAAAUUUCAUAACCCUGAAGAAAUCCAAGAAGCAACUGGAUUAAACAUUUCUGAAUCUGGUAAAGUUCACUGGAAAACUGAAGAAAGACUUGUGAAAAACCUUGAUCCAGAGGAAAUAAAAGAUAUUGGACUGGAUCUUAAAAAGAAGCGUAGGAAACUGGUGAAUUAUUCAAACAAAAGGAAAAGUGGUAAUGAAGAUAAAGAGGCUGAAAUGAUGGAAUAUGAGUAUGAAAUUGAUGAUCUGGCUAUAAUUGAGAGUGAUGUGUACAAUGAAGACGAGGAUAAGCCACCUCCGGAUAAGAUACCUUAUAAUGUGAAGUAUUCCAGUCAGCAUAAGUACGGAGCUAGAAAACUGUUCGUGAAGAAAAUGAAAUUGGAUGCCGAGGAUGAGAGGAUAUUACAAAAGCUGGGCACACAGAAACACCUUGGUCAGAAACAAGAGAUGGUAAACUCUGUGAAACGUAAGAAAGGGAAACAGAUGUUCUCCCUGUGUAAAUUGACUCAUACAAUGGCAUUGGCUGCAGUAUCUGCUUUUGAUAAAAAUCUUCUGAAAAGAGCAAAGGGAAUGGAUAAGACUGAUCCUAGGAAGACAAAAAGAGAAUCCAGAUCAGCAAGAAAGGAAGUGAAAGUAGCUUCCCAGUCUGAAAGUCCAGAAAUAAAGGAAGAAGUUGACCCAGACUACUAUUUUGACAAUGAGGAUGAUUAUGAGAACAAUGAAGUGGAAAAUGAGACAGAAGAACAUGUAGAUGACAAAGAGGAAGGUACAAAGGAAGAACAAGGUGGCGGUGAUGAUGAAAAUGAAGGUGACAUGCCAGAGAGUAAACCUCUGACAAAACGAAGGCACUCUUCUGCAUGUAGAGGAAGAAACAGCCGAAGAAAUUCUGCCAGUAAAGGCGAGGAUAAUUUUCCAGAAGAACUGAAAGUGGAGAUAAAAAAAGAAACUGUUGACACCUGUAAUGAGCCAGGUUGUAGGUAUGGGUGUAUUUGUCAUCUAUGCAAGCUUUCUGACAGCGGAGAGGAAAAAGAGAUGGAUUUCAAGCCUCCGUGUGAAAAGGAAUAUUGUAGACUGGGAUGUAUCUGUGAGAGUAUCGACACAAAUUCUGCUGAGACCGAACACUGUCGUAAACCUGGUUGUAUGUUCAAGUGUAAAUGUCCACCAAAACAACCUAAACCAGAUAUACCUAGAGAAAGGGAACAUAGCAAAAAGAAGAAGGGACGUGGUGGGAAGAAGAAAAAGAGGAGCCCUGAAAAACCAGAGUCUGAACAGUCUGGUAAAGAAGAAGAUAUUAUGCCAGGUGAUGACGACUGGGAACCUCCUAAUAAACGUAAACGAGGGCCAACUAAUAGCAGGUUUGCAAACCUUCCAAAAAGGGAGACAACUUAUCUUUUGGCCAAGAACCUAGAUGCUGUAAGUAGGAAGGCAAUGGAGGUGUAUGCAAGUAGUGAGAUGUUCACAGAACAGAAAAUGAGGAAAAGAAAAAGUGAUCCAGCAUAUGAUUAUAACAGCUUAGAAAAUAAGGGAAACAGGUUGACUUAUCUUUUUGACAGAUACUUUUAUUUUCAGUUAAAUGAAGAGACAGGUAUUUUAGAGAUCUCAGAUGAUGAGUCAGAUGGUGAAGUGUUCCCUGAAGGUUUGGUAUCGUGUUCUAGAAUACAGCCAUACUCUGGACCUUAUAAACAGAAAAGGGAUUUAAGCCAACUUAAUAAAAGAAAAGGUGGCACUGGUAAUAAGAAAUUGUCCAACACUGUGAUUGAUCUUGUUGACUCUGAUAAGGAAGACAACUCCAAUGAAAGCAUGAACAAGAGUGAUCUCCCCUCCACUUCAAGUGGAAUGCCUCCUCAAAGUUUAACAGAAAAGAUGGGUCUUACUAAUAGAUUACUGAAGAAAACGACAGGACAAGAGAAGAACAAUCUUCAAGAUAAAGCUGCUGAAGCUAAAUGGAAAACACAAAUGGUGUGCCUUAAAGCCAAGAAGAAAUCUGAUGAUAAAUCUCAAGAUCCACAGUCAGAGAUCAAACUUUUAGAGAUUAUGUCCAACUGUAAUUGGGAGAUAGACCGAACAAACAUGCUGUCUAAAAUCUCUCACAUAAUCUCCAAGGAGUACAUGUGUGAUGCAGCUAAGAGCACAUUUAUUCCUUGGGGUGCAUAUUUACUGGAAUUUCUACCAAAAGCCGAAAAACCAGCCAUUAUACCGCCAGAACUGAAAUCCAAACUCCCCAGUGAAAUGUUUUCUAUUAGAAUAAAGGUAACUAAUAAUAUUAAUAAAGAUGACAAGGUGCAGAAAGCUGAUGACAGUGUUGCUGUUGUGGAUGUUGAUCAGGAAGAUUCUAAAGGCAAAGAAGCAUCUGCCGAGGAUAAGAAAAAGAUCAAUAUGAAGUUACAGAAGAAACUAAUCGACAAGAUAAAGUUUGCUGAAAGAUUGAGAAAUCAGCUUAUUUUAGAGGAGCAGAGGGGAGUGGUCACUUCAAAGUUUUCUGUAUCAAGGGAGGGUAUAGAGAAGGCUUUGAAGAAGUAUAAGACACAGUUAUGGAAAGCUUAUACAGGUAGCAGCAACUUCACUUUACAACAGCUGAAACAAGCACUUCAUGCUGCAAAAGUUGCUGGAGCAAACAAAUUUGGUACUAGUGAUACGCCAGCUGCAGAAGCUGUAAAUACAAAGGCCCAGUCAUUGUCAUCAAGAACACUUGAACGCAUUCAGUCAAAUCAAGGUGUUACUAUUGUGACAGCAUCAGGGCCAACUUCUAGCCAUCAUAGUUUUAUAAACCUUGCAAACUUUCAACAAGAAGAUUCUUCUCCUAGUAGUGCUCCAGUUAAAUCAGUAGGAAAUAUUGUGAUUCAUGGACAUACUCCUAAAUCUAAUCAAGUUAAACCUAAUCAAGGUAAAGGGUUUAUGGAUAAUAUUGAAAAUGUGAAAAAGUUUGAAUGUACGUCAGCUCCUUCUGUGUCACAAGUACCUGCAGGAUCUUUAAGUGCCUCAAAAAUUCAUCCAGUAACUAAUGUUAGUCAAAGUGGCAGCUCAAAGCUUUCCCCAACAGAUGUUGUGUUGAUGCCACUUGACAAAAAUAUGCACCUACCUCCUGGAGCUAAAGUUACUUUUAUGCAGCCAGUUUUGAAUAGAGACGGUUCACCGGUUCCUUUUUCAGCAACACAGCAGACAAUGGGAGGAACACCUAUCAGAACUGUUGUCCUUCCUAAUACAUCUCAAAUGUCUGGGUACUCAGUAGUUAAACCCUUAUUAAACUCUGCAACAUCAUUGCCUUCAACUCAACCUGCAAAUACUCUAAAUAUUCAAAGUCCAAACAUGUCAGGAACUCAUCAGGGUACAGUAGUCCCUAACCUACUAAUGCCAGUUCCAUCGACUUCUGGUGUAUUUAUGAAUGGGACCGCUCCUGUCUUGAGACCUGCCUUUCAACUUCCUCAGUAUGUAGGUUCAGUGUCUUUACCAAGCAGUUCUGUGUUACCAGGUUUACCAUUAAAAAAUAUUUCAAACUUGGGAACUGUAGUAUCUUCAGACAAUGCUGGUGUAACAUUUCCAAUCUUAAACGGUGCUACAGUGUCAUCUGGUACUUCCAGUAUAUGCCCUGGAAAUUUUAAUUAUGGGAUACCAAGAAGCGAUAUGAUUGGCAUGCCAAAAGUAGCUUCAAUGCCCUUUACAGUUAUGCCAGAUACGAGGGGGAAGCAUAUGUUACUGGUUCCAGUUACUUCUACAGUAAUGCCUUGUUCAACUGGGCCAAACACAUCAGGGAACGAUGUUGUGAAUCCGCAAGUUGGAAAACUGCCUGGUGCUGGUCCACCAUUGUCCAGGCAAAAUUCAACCAGUCCAUUAAUAUUUGCUGUUCCAGUUUCAGACAGUGGUAUUCCAUUGAAUAAUAAAGAACAUGUAGCGUCAACUGUUACUUCUAAAAUGAAAUGCAAAGACACAACUGACAAACCACAAAAUAGUGAAGAGAAUGGUGUGUGUAAGCCAGCAUCUAACAUAUCUGAGACUGUGAUUUCUAAAGUUGAUAAGGUACAGCUUGAAAAAAUGGAAGAAGUAUUGGAUAAAUCAAAUAGUGGAAAUAAUAAAUGUGUGAAUGUAGAAAAUGAAACUGACAUUGGUAAUAAGAACACUUCAAUAAGUUGUACAAAAUCUCUCUCCUCUCAUAGCAAUGUGAUAAAAACUGAUACAGAUGCAUUAGAUGACAAAAGUAAUGAAUCUUUAACUGAAAAUGCAAGUAAGAAACCCCAAACUACAGAAAAUAAUGCAAUAGAAGGGAGUGAGCUCACUGAUGCGUUAAAUGUAGCUAAAAAUGCGGCAAUUGAAAUUGAAAAUGCUUUAAAGCUUAUAAACAAAUCUGAUACAGAAGGAGGUGUUAAUAUUGAUCUUUUUACCCAAAGUAAGGAAAAGAACCAAAUAAUAAAAAAUGAUUCCAAAUCAAAUUCAGAAUGUGUAGUGCUUGAUGACAGUGAUGAAGAAUGUGUACUGAUAGAUGAACACAAUGAACCAAAAGUAAGUGCUAAACUCAAAGCAAGUGAAUUUAUGAAAAGUGGAAAGUCAAAUAAUGAAAGUUCAGUAGAAACUGACAGAAAAACUCCAGAAACUGACAGAAAAACUCCAGAAAUAGAAAGUAUUGAUUGGGAGCAAGAAAUACAGAUGAUGGAAGAUUAUAUGGAAAAUGAACAGAAUGACAGAAAUAGAUCAAAAUCUAGAGAGAAAGGGGCUAUUAAGAUUGACGAAUCAGAGGAAUCCGAUGUGGAUGUGACAUCAUGUGACAUGUUAGACCCCUGUCCUGAUAUAUACAUCACUCAGGAUCCAAGUUUUAGUACAGCUGUACCAACGGGUAGCAAGCGUAAAUCUCAGCUCACCAUAAUGCCACACGAUGAUUUUCAGAUCAAGAAAUGCAGAACGAGUGAAGAAUAUGAAGGUCCCGCCAUAGAUUCCUUUGUAGGAAAGACUUGUAAAAUAAGGAAGGAACAAUACCGUCGUAUAGAGUUACGUGACCUGUUCACUUACUUGGAGAAAGUCGUGUUUAAGUACAACAGUUCAUUACAAAGGUACUAUGGAAGAAUUCCGAGACAUGCUAUCUUACAAGAGGGCAUCAAUCUAAUAUCUGCAUUAGGCCAGCGAGAAGAAUUGCUGAGGGAAUGUAUUGAAGAUGGGCAGCAGUAUGAGAAAACAUUGGAAGCUAAGUUAAAGCAACAAAUAGAUUCGUUCGUGGAAUCCGGAGUACCUGAAGCCAUUUUAAGAAAUUUUCUAAAGAGUGUUGAAAAGUCUGUAUUAAUCCAUACAAAAACUAAGAAGAAAAAUGAGCCAGUUGAGGUGUUAGAUUUGGAAGAAAAUGAUUCUGUCCUUGAAUAUAAGCAGUUGCGUCCAGGAAAUUUUCAAGAAAUUCCACUACCAGAGAGUAAACUGGUGCGUGUGGCAGAUUAUAAUCCAGGUAAAGACAAGAUUGUAAAAUCAGAGGCUGGAAACAUUACAACUGUGCAAAUUGUCAAAAGUAAUGGUGAUAAAAAGGAAGUUUUAUCAUAUAUCAGUCUCCUUGAAAAUCAAAUUGAACACCAAUAUGAUGAGAGUAGUUUUAGAGUGUCUAUUCCAUCUGCUGCGCAUAAUCCUGACACUUUUGAAGAUCAAGAAUCUGAAAAUGAUAAAGUGAAAGAUAACAAGGUUAGUGAUGGAGUAUCCAGCAAACUUCAUAACAAUGAUGAUGAUGGCAAUCAACAAGAAUCUAGCCCUGCUAAAACAGGUGGUUCCUUAAUUACUAAUAACAUUUCCAGCAAUACAACCAUUACUACCAUACAAUCAAAUGCUGAAACAAGCAAUGUUAUUAAAACUACUCAUGAACAGCAAGGUUCUCAUUGUGCUCAACCUAUUUCUAUUGAAGACACUCCUACAAAGACUGUUCAGAGUGGCAGUAGGAUUGUUUCAUGUACAGUUACUCCAGGUCAGAAAUCUUCAAGUGAUGAAGAUGAAGUAAGAAGUUCUACUGGUGAUGCAUUGAUGGACCAUGAAGGUGACUUUAUGAACAGUGAUCAGUGGGGUGAAGCAAGUAAAUUAGAAACUCCUAAACAAUUGGACAGUGUAUCAUUGUGAGGGUAGCCAGUUGGUAGAUGCUACACAAAUUUACAAUGCAAAAUUAUUAGGCCAACCAUUUAUAUACCUUGCUAAUUGACAAUGUAAUAUUGUCAGGCAAACCAAUUAGAAGAUCUGAUGCAACAUUGUUAGGCUAGCCAUUUAGAUUCCUUACAAAAAUGGACAAUGCAAUAUUGUUAGGCCAACCAAUUAGAAGUUCCCUUUCAAAUUGACAAUGCAACAUUGUUAGGCUAGCAAUUUAUAUUCAAUGCAAUAUUGUUAGGCCAUUCAAUUAGACCUUACAAAGUGACAACACAAAAUGGAGAUGGCAACCAGUUAAAGGGAUCUUAUACAAAUUUGUAUUGCAACAUGGCGAGUCUAGCAGAUUAGAAAGCAAUGUGAUUAAGGCAGCCAAUUGGAAGAUUCCUUACAAAUUGACAGUAGUUCUGUAAUUAAGUGAAAAUGCUUUGUAUAAAUUCCAGCCUAUGAGUGGAUGUUAUGCAUACUGUGUGAUGAUUUAUCUUUUGCACAUUUUGAAAUUCAGAGUUUAUAUUGGAAAGUCUUCUUUGACAGAGGUGUGUUGUUGAUCAAGCUGAGUAAAAUUAAGCUUACAAAUUCUGUGCUAGUAAGUGGCCUGUGAUGGUGAGAAUUUCAGUGCGACUGUUGCCAUAAUAAAAUGUGUUCUCUAUUUGUUUGAUAUAAGGAAAAGAAUUCAUGUGUAUAUGCAUAUUAUGAAAUCAGAUUUUACUGAAACAUUUGAACAUUUAUUCAGGGAAUUAAUGGUAAAAUUGUCAGUAGAUAUUGUACUGUUGCAAGUGUUAUUAUCUACAAAUUUAUGUGCUAUAUAGCUGUUACUAAGACCCUUCUAUGUUAUCAUUUGAUUCUUUUCUAUCUUGGAAUCACAAUGGUUUCUUUGAGUAAAGAGCUUUGAUAUUUAAUUAGUUAUGUAUGUUUUUUGGGUUUUUUUUGACAAAUUACUUAGCUAAGUUAUAUGGCUCAAGUUAUAUAAGCUUCAACUAUUUACGCAUAGUCAGGUUACCUGUCAGAAGAUCUUAUGAUAACAAAAUUGAAAUACUACACAAUUCUCUAUUUUUUUCAAACUAAAAAUUAGUUGAAACAUUUGAAGCAUUCAUUUAAAUACAUAAUAUAUGAGCUCUAAUUUUAUGUUAAAAGUUGCGCUUUAUUAUAAGUUAUACUAAUAAAGCAUGUUUGAAGAAGUUAUUAGUGAUAUUUAACUUUUAAUUAUAUUAGACUGAAUAAUUAUAUAUACAAUAUCCAAUGUAUGAUGUAAGCCUAAGAUUGGAAACGAAGGUGGAAAAGCAUUUGAAAUUUUCAAAAUGUGUUAAUUCUUUAAUCUACGACCAUCAAUUAUGUUAAGUACAUGUAAAUUGAUUUGUCUUCAUGUGUAUUUAAAUAAUGACUGUUACUGAUGUUAGUAUUGACGUAAGGAGAUUCCUGACCUGCUGAAUUUCUAAAAACGACUUGUGAGUUAGUCAGUCAACAGUUUAAAGCCUGGUCAGACUUGGCAGUAGUACAGGCUGGCCUGGCUCUAUACUGGUUCUAAAGUUUAAAUCACUGAGUUUGUGAAGGUGAACGGUUAAUGAAUGCUAACCUCUGUUUAUAUUGAUUGUGUUACAUGCUUAGCAACUUAAAGUAAGUUCUUAGAUAUUGUAAAAAUGUGUUCUUGAAUCCAAGGCAGCUGUAAUUAAAACCCCAGUUUCUUUGUUUGUGUAGAUAUAUCAUUUACAUUUGUAUGUGAUGUGUUAGUAGUAACUGUGUGGUACUAGUGAAGGUGUUAUACUAGUUACUACUGCGUGUUACUAGUUACCAUGUGUUACAAGUUUGCAUGUAAUACUAGUUAGUGUGUGUCACUAGUUACCUGGUAAUACUAGUUACUGUAUGUUACUAGUAACCGUGUGUUACUAGUUACCAUGUGU
Molecule: messenger RNA, 11331 nt
Organism: Ruditapes philippinarum (Manila clam)
Lineage: Eukaryota; Metazoa; Mollusca; Bivalvia; Venerida; Veneridae
Exons: 20
Coding region: 89-9415 (3108 amino acids)
Source: RefSeq, a predicted model, not a curated record